Crotalus tigris (Tiger rattlesnake) is the source of this 2109-nucleotide messenger RNA. RefSeq names its product vacuolar protein sorting 72 homolog (gene VPS72). Gene Ontology annotation, molecular function: ATP-dependent H2AZ histone chaperone activity. Gene Ontology annotation, cellular component: nucleus. The record is from RefSeq and is a predicted model, not a curated record. Gene Ontology annotation, biological process: chromatin remodeling; regulation of DNA-templated transcription. Bases 149 to 1417 code for a protein of 422 amino acids. NCBI's taxonomy places the organism in Eukaryota, Metazoa, Chordata, Lepidosauria, Squamata, Viperidae. The transcript is spliced from 5 exons.
UAAAGCCGCCCAGGAGGCAAAUGGAGCCUCCACGGCCGGCAGCAGUCUACCUCGCAAAGCCCUCCCCUCUUUCCCGGGGGGCCAAUCCGGGGAGCCCCCGCGCCCCCGUUAAAAGAAGGCCGGGCGCGGCCAGGGCGCCCCCGCCUCCAUGGGCGCUCGCCUGGCUCCAUCCCCGGUCGCCGCAUCGGCGCUCGACUUAUCGCGCCUGGCCGCCCGGCUCGGCGCGGCCUUCCCCGCAGGCGCCGCAGUGGCGAGCCGAGCGCAUCGAUCCGGAGGCGCGAUGGCGGCGAUGGCGGGAGCGGCAGGCUCGUCGGCCUCCGCUUCUGCGUCGGGCCUGGCCGGCGGGCGGGCGCCGCGGCGGACGGCGGGGAACCGGCUCUCGGGGCUCCUGGUGGCGGAGGAGGAGGACGAGUUCUACCAGAUCACCUACGGCGGCUUCACGGAGGAAUCGGGCGACGAUGAGUACAAGGGGGACCAGUCGGACAGCGAGGACGAGGUGGACUCGGACUUCGACAUCGACGAAGGGGACGAGCCCAGCAGCGACCAGGACGACUCGGUGCCCAAGCGGAAGCGGAGGGUAGUCACCAAGGCCUACAAGGAACCCAUCAAAAGCCUGAGGCUGAAGAAGCCUGAGGCCCCGGCCAGCAGCUCGCAGAAGACCAGAGAGGAACGAUCGGCCCCCGCAGAACUGGAAGACACGGUGGACAGCCGGAAAUACAUGCGCCAGUCCACCACCGAGCACACUCGCCAGACGUUUCUGCGCCUCCAGGAGCGCCAGGUGCAGUCCAGGCGCAAGAAGGGGGCCGGCCCCAGCUACGACAGACCCCUGACCCAGGAAGAGCUCCUGAGAGAGGCCAAGAUCACCGAGGAGCUCAACUUGCGCUCUCUGGAGACUUAUGAACGCCUGGAGGCAGAUAAGAAGAGGCAGGUGCAGAAGAAGCGGAAGUGCCCAGGCCCCACCAUACGCUACUACUCGGGGACGAUGCCCCUCAUUUCCGAGCUGGGGUACAAGGAGGAGAAUGUGGACGUGGAGGGGUUAGAGCAGGAGGGUCUUCUGGAGCCCCCCUCAGCUGCUGCGCCCGCUGCAAGAUGCUCCCGCACCUUUGUCACCUUCAGCGACGACAACACCUUUGAGCGCUUCUUCCCCAGAGUCCCGCCCCCCAGGCUGCCCGUCAAGGAGAUCUGCCCCGUCACCCACAAGACCGCCAUCUACCGGGACCCCGUCACUGACAUCCCCUACUCCAACCUCCGCUCCUUCAAGAUCAUCCGCGAGGCUUACAAGAAGUACAUCACUGCUCACGGGCUGCCCAGCGCGGGCGCCUCCGCUGCCCUGGCGGCCGGCUCCCCCAUGCCCGAGCCCGGCCUCCGGCCCACCCGGCAGAAGAUCAUCAUCAAGCAGAGCGUGCCGGCCACCUGAGCUCCCAACGGCCCCUCCGUUUCUGCCAAAGGGCCUCCUUGUCGUCCCUUGCGGGCGUCAACAGCUCCUUUGGCACUCUCAAGAGCCACAUCCAGAAGUUUCCAGACUUGUUUUUUUUUUGGGGGGGGGGCUUAGGCAGUUUCCAAAAGGUUUAAGGGGAGGGGCACGGCUGAACCUGCCACCCACCCCGGCUGCAGCCUCACAGCCGUUCUUCAGUGAAAGCAAGAGCCAAAAGAUUUCCAGUUGGCCGUCCUAAAGGGAAAACAGGGCCCAAAGGAUUUUGUUUUAUUUCUGGUUUAUUCCUUUCCAAUUUGCUGCAUAUCCAGAUGGUGGAACUGCUCCUGACCAGAGGCAGAAGUCCGAUGGUAUCAUUAACAAAUCGGACACGUACCAUGCUUCUGCCAGCUCGUUCACCAUUCUCCAACAGUGUACUGAUUCUUUCCUAAAAGACCCCUUUAUAUAUGUAUAUUUCCCCUCUUUACUGUGACUCUUAUUAUUUAUUUUCUGUGCUUUUGUGCCUCUUCUGGGUCUGUUGUAGAGAGCGGCCCUGUCACUCUUCCAGCUGCACUGAAAAGGGAUUGCCUUUUGGAGGGAGGCUGGAUAGAGCAGGGAAAGCUAUAAUCCCAACAAUGCCUUCAUUCUCAGUUGCUAGUAUCUUCUUUUAAAAAAUAAAAUAAAAUGAUAAAUACAUA